This is a messenger RNA of Ilex paraguariensis (yerba mate), 1589 nucleotides long. The record is from the annotation of a GenBank genome assembly. NCBI's taxonomy places the organism in Eukaryota, Viridiplantae, Streptophyta, Magnoliopsida, Aquifoliales, Aquifoliaceae.
AUUAGCAGGAUAACCACCAAAACAAAAGUGGCUUUUGUGAUCGUGCUUUAUAAUUGGGCUUUGUAGUGGCGGUCUUGGUGGCAGCACAUGAAAGAUACGCACAACCUCAUACCACUCCUCCUGAUCUCAUUAGUGUGCGCCCUCGUCGCGUUGCGUGCGGCUGUUGCGCAGCCUCCUAUCCUACACCCAUCCGUUCCAACCCCAAUUGCCAACACGACCACCCCCACUUCGAUCGAAGUCGAUAGGAUCAACAACAAUUAUCUCGCGGAGAUCUGUUAUCCGAGACGCGAAGGGAGAGCCAUGUCCAAAGCUCUAGUAUAUACAGAUGUCAACGUUGUUCGCCCUAAAGAAUACUGGGAUUACGAAUCGCUUACAGUUCAGUGGGGUGAUCAGGAUGACUAUGAGGUUGUUCGGAAAGUUGGAAGGGGAAAAUACAGUGAAGUUUUUGAAGGAAUUAAUGUCAACAGCAAUGAGCGGUGCGUAAUCAAGAUACUGAAGCCUGUUAAGAAGAAAAAGAUAAAGAGAGAGAUAAAAAUACUACAAAAUCUUUGCGGAGGCCCAAAUAUUAUCAAGCUCCUUGACAUUGUCAGAGACCAGCACUCAAAGACUCCUAGCUUGAUCUUUGAGUUUGUGAACAGUACAGAUUUCAAAGUUUUGUAUCCUACAUUGACGGAUUAUGACAUACGUUACUACAUAUAUGAGCUUCUCAAGGCAUUAGAUUACUGUCACUCGCAAGGAAUAAUGCAUAGAGAUGUUAAGCCUCACAACGUCAUGAUAGACCAUGAGCUGCGAAAACUUCGCUUGAUAGAUUGGGGUCUUGCUGAAUUCUAUCAUCCUGGCAAGGAAUAUAAUGUUCGGGUAGCUUCAAGAUACUUUAAGGGGCCUGAACUUUUAGUUGACUUGCAAGACUAUGACUAUUCUUUGGAUUUGUGGAGCCUUGGUUGCAUGUUCGCUGGAAUGAUAUUUCGCAAGGAACCUUUCUUUUAUGGUCAUGAUAACCAGGAUCAGCUUGUCAAAAUUGCCAGGGUACUUGGGACAGAUGAGUUAAAUGCAUAUUUGAAUAAAUAUCAUUUAGAGCUUGAUCCUCAACUUGAUGCUCUGGUUGGAAGACACAGCAGGAAGCCCUGGUCCAAAUUUAUAAAUGCAGAUAAUCAGCAUCUAGUAUCACCAGAGGCUAUUGAUUUUCUUGACAAGCUUCUUCGUUAUGAUCACCAGGAUAGGCUCACAGCAAGAGAAGCAAUGGCUCAUCCAUAUUUCUUGCAAGUGAGGGCUGCUGAGAAUAGCAGGAUGCGGAUACAGUAGCCUCUUCAAUGUUAAAAUCAGUACAUAACGUCAGGCUCCGUGUAAGAUCAUGGUUUCAAUUGCAAACUGUAUUUCAUCAGCAUUGUUGUGUAUAAUGUUGUUUUGACAUGUUUAGUUGUGGACUUUUACUAUUUUCAUAAUGGAUCUGUACUUGCAACCCGCCGUGGGUCUGUAUUGGGUUGUCCCAUCAAGUCAUCUGUUUUGCUGUGUUAUUCUAUUGGAUUUGGUCAGGUUUUUUUGCUUUCCUCUGACGCUGUCGUGAUGAAUCCUUAAAAUUUUAGUCUUGC